Bipolaris zeicola 26-R-13 is the source of this 282-nucleotide messenger RNA. RefSeq lists its product as uncharacterized. The transcript has a single exon. Lineage: Eukaryota; Fungi; Ascomycota; Dothideomycetes; Pleosporales; Pleosporaceae. The record is from RefSeq and is a predicted model, not a curated record. Bases 1 to 282 code for a protein of 93 amino acids.
AUGGUGCCAUUCGGAGCAAGGUUCCCCUAUCCGCUGGGGCCUGAAGAAGAAACCAAGAAGUGGCCUUGGACUGGCAAAGCAGUCAUGGUAUCUGCUCGUCUUCGCACUGGCCUAUCGGCGCACAUCGAUCUUGUUAAAGCUCCGACAAGCAGGCGGGUAAUCUACCUGACCUUCCUGAAGCGUGUGGAUAAUGUGCGAUACUACGUCUGGCGGGCGCUCAAACUUCAGGCCAUCAUGGCGCAACAACCACACGGCGGAGCAUCCACGCCAUCAACGAUCUAG